CGGAAGAGUUCCGACCCCGCUGCGCACGGAAGGUCUACUUCCUCGUCCGCAAACAGCACGCCGAUGCUACCGCCCCCGACGCUCCUUGCCAAUAACGAUGUUGAUGAAUCGCCGCGGAGCUAUUUGCCAGAAGUAGAAGAGAAUCAUCUUGUACAUCAACCGGGCGCUCGCAGUUUGAGUUCUUGUGUGGACAUAAUGAAGAACUGGGACGAGGAGAAAUACGUUCGCACGAAACAAGACUACCACGUGGAGCAGCAGAGCAAAGCGCAUCUUCUAGCGGGCCACGAGGGCCGCAGCUCGAAUGAUCAGGAAAGCGACGGGUUGCAGGAGCUGCACCCAUUUGACCAGAGUAGUCCUGGUGGCGGCGGUGGAUUCGUGGGGUCGGAGCUCGCGGUGGACAAUUUGCCGGAAGUAGAAGCUGCGUCAACCUCAUCUAAAGUAGAACCACGUGCCGACAUCGAAGAAAUAAUCGUGUUGGCAAGGAAAAUUUACUCAUCUCUAGCGGAGGAGAAGGAGAGCGAAGACUUUGGUGGCGCAGUUGUCAAAAAACCGUCUUCAAGCAACGGCAGGUGGUUUUCCGAACAGGAAGACAAAAUGGAUCUACCACGGAUGAAGAACAUUUCACGCGACGCCGACGUGCAAGACCUUCUCCCAACUCCGCAGGCGGUGCAAAGUCACGCGCUGCUGCGGUUAGUCGAACGAAAAGCUCUAGCGGUGCAAAAAGCCGGUUUAGACAGGUGGCGGCUGCGGGAUACGGCGAAGCAGGUGCUAGAUGCACAGCGCGACCGCUUGGAGAAAUUUUUCAUUGCGCAACAAGGAAAGAACAACAAUUCCUUCAUACGCCUUGACCGAGCGAAAUUUGCCGUGAAAGUUGUAUCGCCAACAACAUCAUCGUGUGAAAAUGAGAAUGAAAUCGUAAAAACCUGUCUCAUUUCCGGCCUUUUCCUGCGUCACACUUUCUUCUGCUGGCGGUCCCUAGCGGCCGAGCACCGCAGAAUGCGACGGCAAUUCGCCAUCGUCGGCGUGGUCACGGCGCUCGACAAGCUAGUUCGAAAAGCGGUAUGGCGGACUGGGUGGAAGGAGCUUGCACGCCCAGUGAACGACCAAACGUCUUCUUGUCCGUCUAGAAGUUUUGUUCCGGCGUUUUCUCCCGCCACGACAGCCGCCUCGCCCUCAGACGCUGAGUUGCAGUCCUACCAACACCAGCAGCAAAGUUUUUCAUCCGCGCGAAUGAGCAAUUCGAGCCGACCGUCCUCCAUGCCAUCCGCCGCGGGUCCCGUCCGUGGCCAGCACGGGUUGGUCGACUUACGCCUACACGAUCAGAACUUUCGCGGCAACGAUCCGCUGCUAUCUUCCCAGCGUGGUCAUCUUCGUGGGAACACCAGCGGCCGUGCAUCGUCAAGUGGCGCACCCUCGCCAAACCGCAGCGGUGGAAGACCCCCACCCCUAGUGUAUAAUUCCUCGUCUAGUAGUAGUCUCACGCCCAACCGCAGUGGCCGCUCCCGGCUUCCGUCCCUUUCUGCGCGGAGUAACGCGCGGGACAUAUGAAUUGCAACUGUAUCGUAUUCCUCGUGCUAAUCGUACUCAGGCAUGACAGAUCGAUCUCUUACCUAAUCCAGCAUGAGAAACUGCGUUUUGGUUCUUGGAAAUUUGUGAUGCAAAUCGUACUAGUACGAUGCUUUUGCAAUGCAUAGGGCAGUUCCGUGGACAAUUUUUCGGAGUCGAAUUUCAGUCGGGCGGAAUCUGGCUGGACCGGCGUCUCCGCGCAGGAGUGGGAGGACCGGUAUACCCAGUUGCAAACGGAACUGGAGCUGUCGAAGGCGGAGCUUUUGCUGCAGCAGAAGAUCUUCGACGAAGAGAAAAAAGAAAUUUUGAAGAAAUCAAAAAACGGCGGUGGAUCAUUAUACGGGCCACCUGGUGCUGGAGCAGCGGCCGGCGGCCUCUCGUCUUCCACGACUUUUGGCCUCUCCUCCUUCGGCCAGCGCGAAGCGGAGAGGAUCAGAAAAGAAACCGUCGUUUUGCAGAAGUUCCAAUGGGGCCGGGGGGUUUUGUCCCGGAAACUCAAUUCGGCGAAGUGCAUGAGCAGGAUCUUUCUCUUGCUGGAGCCGACGGUGAAAAAAUCUUCGAAAGGCGGCUCAUCGUCAAAGCAGCAGGAUUUGGCGUUUUCUUGGUCCGAAAGAACACGGUUUAUGACGAAAACGACGAAAAAAGUGUCACUGGACAAGAGCUCGGCGCGAGGUAUGAGGCUGGAAAUUUAAUACGUUCUGCGUUUCCUUGGGUUUUGGUUUUGCUGUCGUGAAUUCAAAGUAUUUGCGUUGUAUUAAAUCGAAAAGCUAGGCGCGCUACGCAACAAGCACCAAUUGCGAACGCUAUCCCGCCAAUCUUCAUCACCAAGGUCUCUCCCACACUUACCGAUCUAGUUGGAAGUUUCUCCCGGAUUCCAACCCGGCGCUGGCGUUUGUGCUCGUCGGCAAGGACCGCGAUCUGGAACUGAUCGCCCCGACUUUUUCCCAGUUCCUCAACUGGUUUCUCGGCCUCCAGUACCUCAUCUUUAUCCGGACGAAGGACGGGCUGAGCACUCUGACCUGGAACUUCCAGGACAGCGAGGACAUCUCCAACCAACUGAUCUGGAACGCAACCCGGCGCGCGCCGCUUUUGUUGACCCGGAGACAGCUAGUGUUCCGCUACGUCCGACGAAAGCUGCUGUUGCAAGCGCGGGGGGACCGGGAACGGCUGCGCUAUUGGCUGUUAGUGGCCGUGCAGGAAGCCGCGGCGACGCUGCUGGGGGUCUAUUUGAAAUGAGGAAACGCUCACAGCCUCAAAGUUGUCACCCUUGCUAGCGUCGAAAUGUUGGAAUUUGCUUCCCCAUACAUACGACCGGGACCGUCGUCAACCACACCACAAGUACAGCUCCAAGAGGAAAGAAGACACAUGUCGCACAUUUGUGUCUGAA
Molecule: messenger RNA, 2953 nt
Organism: Amoebophrya sp. A120
Lineage: Eukaryota; Dinophyceae; Syndiniales; Amoebophryaceae
Source: the annotation of a GenBank genome assembly